Drosophila subpulchrella is the source of this 2334-nucleotide messenger RNA. Its product is annotated as glutamic acid-rich protein. The record is from RefSeq and is a predicted model, not a curated record. The transcript is spliced from 4 exons. Bases 1 to 2334 code for a protein of 777 amino acids. Lineage: Eukaryota; Metazoa; Arthropoda; Insecta; Diptera; Drosophilidae.
AUGAUUCCCUGGAUCGGUCAAUGUCUGGCCCUUGUGCUCGUCGUCCUGUGCAUAUAUCCCCAACAUAUAUCCUCGCGGAGCUAUAGCAACGGCCUGAUCUUCUACGAACUGAAGACCCACCGACCCUACCUGCCGCCCACGGUCAGUGUGUCCAGGGGUCGAAACCUGGCCAGCGUGAAGUACUCGGAGAAGGGCUCCAUCUGGUCCACCUUCGGACAGCCCUGCGAGUGCAGCGGACCCACCUGCGGAUGCUGUGCGGGUCUCAAGGUCGAUCAGUACCGAUUCGAUCAGAAAGUGUGUGCCAACGUGAGCUUUGUGCCGCAGCUGGAGGAGGCCCAACUGGAGGUCUUCCUGAACGGCAGGCCCUCCUCCAAGUACGGGAUCUCGGUGCGGGAUCCGGCGCCCUUCUGCAUUCCCGUCAUGAUGGGCGUCCCCAUGGCCAUGUGCGUCCAAAUGACCGAGGUCACCAUGGUGGGCAACAACCUGAACAUGUGCAUGGACUUCGUGGUGCGGCUGGCCACCACAGAUCUCUUCGAGAUGCACUUCCAGUGCAUGCGGAUGGGCCUGGACGGGCUGCAGUAUGUGGACAAGAACGGGAAGCCCGUGCUGCCAGCCGGAGUCGGCCAGAGCGACGAUCCGGAGGAGUACGAGUACGCGGAGCUGGAGGAUCAGCCGGAGGAGUAUCCCUCGCAGGAGGAAGUCAAGGGCGAGCCAGAGAAGAUUCAGCCCCAGAAGAAUCCUGAGCACCUGGAAGAGGACCAAGAGGAACACGAGCCAUUGGGCUAUCCACCACUGAUAAACCACCAAGCGCAGAAAACUCAGUCUCAGGAGAAUCAGCCACUGAUCGAUCAGCAAAAGGAGGAUCAAAUCAUGGAAGAACAACCUCAGAAGAAUCAAACACUGCCCCAUCCGCUUAAAAUCGAUCAGCUCGAAAAGGAUGAGGAUCUACCAAGUGAAAAUAUCGGUUAUCAGCCACUGGGUCAAAUCGAUCAUCUGAAUGAAGAUGAUCAUAAUGAAGAACAACCAAUGGAUUAUCAACCUUUGGAAAAUCAACCUCAGGAGAAUAUACACAACGACGAUCCUUUGGAAGAAGAUCAACCCAUGGGUUAUCAGCCCCUGAUUGCUAUGGACUCACACAAAAAUCAACCAGAACAGCAUCUUUCAGAGGAUCAACAAGAAAAUGAAAAAGAGGACAAUAAAGAGAGUGAAGAUCAUCAGGAGAUCGAAGAAUUCGAUGAGGUGGAGCCUUUGCCAAUCGAAAGUGAAAUGCUAAUGGCCAGCGAUCAAGCAGAAGAAUCACCUCUCGAAGAAGACGAAGAAGAAGAAACGACAGCUGAAGACGCGAUAGAGACGGAAACCGAGGCGGAGAAAGAGGAAAAAGACACGGGGGCAGACUCUGAGCAAGAGACACCUGACAAUGACAAUGGUUAUGGCGAGAGUGGCCCGAGGCCAAGUCAGGUAAUUGAAACAAUUACCAAUUCAAUAAAAGCCACUGAGGCGCCCGCAGCAACAACAACAUCGACAACAACGAAAAUACCGACAACAACUAAAAUACCGACGAAAAUACCAACAACAGCUACGACAUUUAACAAGCCAGACAAUGUUGUUAUUGAUGACACGAACAAUGCGGAGAAGACAGCAGCAGAAGACGAGGGUGAGAAGACAGUAGACGAUUCGAAGAAAGACGGGGAGACAGCUGAAGAAGAGGGGACCGAAGAAGAGGAAGAAGAAGCCGAUGAAGAGGCGACAACACUGGCUGUUGAAAUGGAAAACGAUAGCGAUAAUGAGAUAAACGUUGACGAUGAUGAUGAUGAUGAUGAGGUAGAGAAAAAAAACCAGGUGAAGGAACCCCCCAGCCAGGUGGUAAAGGGGGAGAAGAAAAAGGAAGAGGGGGCGGAAGAAACGCCCGAAGAGGUGGCAAAGGAGGGGGAGAAAGAGCCGGAGAAAGAGGUGAAGACAGGUCAUGAAGAAAAGGUCAAGCCAGACGACACAGCUGCUGAAGAAGAAGAAACAGGGGAAGAAGGGGAGGAGGCAGCCGACGAUGAUAAUGAAGAAGGAGAGAAAAACGAAGAAGAAGACGACGAAGAGAAGGAGGAGGAGGAGGAGGAGGACGAUGCCGAGGAAGAAGAAGAGGCUGCAGAAGAAUCCACCGAAGCAGCAAAGCCCGAGGAAAGCGCUGUGAAAAUUGAGGAAAAUAGCUAUGGCUAUCAAAAUACAUAUGCAAAUGCAAAUGAAAAUGCGACGCCGGCAGCGAAGUCGUUGUCCCGACGUCGACGUCUGCGCAGCCGCCCCCCUUCCCACCGACUGCCACGCCCCCUGGGGAGACUCCAUUAA